Molecule: messenger RNA, 913 nt
Organism: Labrus bergylta (ballan wrasse)
Lineage: Eukaryota; Metazoa; Chordata; Actinopteri; Labriformes; Labridae
Source: RefSeq, a predicted model, not a curated record
UACAUGAGACGUCUACGGCUGCAUGUAACAAGACGACGGCAGUAUUCUGUUCCUGGCCCAAACUCUUUAUGGCACAUAGAUGGUCACCACAAGCUUAUAAGGUGGAGAUUUGUUGUCCAUGGUGGGGUGGACGGAUUCAGUCGACUGGUGGUCUACCUGAAUGUGGCUGGCAAUAACAGGGCUAGCACUGUCCUACAGAGCUUUAUCAAUGCCGUUCAGCAGUACGGGCUGCCGUCAAGGGUACGGUCUGAUAAAGGAAGAGAGAAUUCAGACGUAGCAGAAUUCAUGAUCAGGAGCAGAGGUACCAACAGGAACUCUCACAUCACAGGCAGAAGUGUACACAAUCAGCGAAUAGAGAGGAUGUGGAGAGAUGUUUAUGAGCAUGCCCUAGACCUCUUCUAUCAGAUCUUCACUUCAUUGGAAGAUCAGGGAACACUCAAUCCAGACAACCAAGUCCAUCUUUAUGCCCUGCACCGGAUCUUCCUUCCCCAAAUUCAGAGAACCCUCAGCUCCUUCAGAGAUGCUUGGAACUUUCAUGGACUUAGAACUGAAAGGAAUCAAUCACCUAAUGAACUCUGGAGAAGAUACAGAGAGCAAGGCCCCAUGGAGGAUCCUGCAGAGGUUUAUGAAGACUAUGGGAUCGACUGGAAUGGGCCUCACAAUCAGCAUGGAGACACUGUGUCAGUUCCUGAGAUUCAGAUGGCCCGUGAGCUCUCAGAUGAAGAGGUUGCCAUUUUGCCAGUUUCAGGAGUUUCUUUAAAUGAUGCAAUUGGAUCAUAUUUGGAGACAGUGCAAGUUUUGUCAAGAAUCAUUGGAGACUGAUAUCUUAAGCAGGCCUUUUAUUUUAUUUAUUGUGCAAAUGUCACUCAUGAAUUAGUUAACUUGAUUUGUCAAUAAAAAUCUGAAAUAAUAA